This is a messenger RNA of Drosophila novamexicana, 364 nucleotides long. RefSeq lists its product as uncharacterized. Lineage: Eukaryota; Metazoa; Arthropoda; Insecta; Diptera; Drosophilidae. The record is from RefSeq and is a predicted model, not a curated record. The transcript has 3 exons. Bases 26 to 331 code for a protein of 101 amino acids.
CAAUUACAUUGGGAAUUCAGACACCAUGCAAGGAGAGUUGGGCAAUGGAAAAUGUCAGCAACAAAAACAUCAGCAACAACAACAACAGCAAGUCGCAAAAACUUGCUGCCCAGAUCCAAAAAUGCAACAGUCGACAGCAACUUCCGCUGUGCGUCACGCCGGCUGCACAACCCACUUCGACAACACCAACGUGCCCCAACGCCCUUCGAGCAGCAGGAACAGCAGCAGGAGCUGCCUGACUGGCAACAGCUACAGUCGUCGCUCGAUAAAUGCAACAUCCACGUUUCAAACAGGAUUGCGUGCUGUAAAGCUGUACGGACUGACUGAUUGAUCGAUUGACGGAUUUGUGAUUAACGCACAGAAC